Messenger RNA from Oryzias melastigma (Indian medaka), 3419 nucleotides. RefSeq names its product tachykinin receptor 2 (gene tacr2). NCBI's taxonomy places the organism in Eukaryota, Metazoa, Chordata, Actinopteri, Beloniformes, Adrianichthyidae. The transcript is spliced from 8 exons. Gene Ontology annotation, cellular component: sperm midpiece; plasma membrane. The coding region runs from base 2014 to 3258 and encodes 414 amino acids. Gene Ontology annotation, molecular function: substance K receptor activity. Gene Ontology annotation, biological process: positive regulation of flagellated sperm motility; G protein-coupled receptor signaling pathway. The record is from RefSeq and is a predicted model, not a curated record.
AUUUUAGUAUUUUUAUGAGGUUAAAGUCAGAUUGAAAAAUUAUUUUCAUGAAAAAUGUGACAAUGUCAGGUUUGUCAGAGUAUGUCUCUUUCCAGAUAUAAAAAUGUAUGAAGCACAAGAUCUUAGCACCUGCUCUUUGACUAAAAGGACUCUUAAGUGCGAGACAGAAUGUGUUUUUCUGUUUGCAGCAUGCUAAAACAGAGGGUCGUUUGGGUAUAUUUUUAGGACAAUUUCAGCAGGAACCACUGCCAGAGUGGUUUCAAUUUCACUGCUCUGCUUGUUGAUUGUUUUCUCAGGAGCUGAAACCUGUGGUAUGGGAGAAAAAUAUUUUUGUCUGUUUCUUUGGUUUUAAUUCAACUGCAUUUUUGUGUUCAGAUGAUGGUUUCAGGUUUUUUCUAUUUGUUUUUUAAAGCACCAACAGAGGCGAGAAUAUAUUAUCAUUCGAAGUGAAACUAAAAUCUUUAGUUUCAGUUUGUGCGUUCCUCCUUGAUUGAUUGCUCCAUAAUUGAUUAACUCAUCACCAAAGCUGUUUCUGUUUCAGUUAAUUAUUUCUGAGAGUAUUUUAGUUACAUACUUGUUUGUUUUUAUAUAUUUUGGUUGUACUUGUUCUUGAAUGAAUGUUUGAGCCUUUCUGUUAACCUGCAUUCUGAAAGCUAAUCAGCAGUGAACAUGGGUCUGGUAAUCCAAGAUCAUUGAAAUCUCUGCCAAUCACUGCACCAGUAGAACAUGUUUUGUUGGUGCAUUGGGUUUGUAAGGUGACACAUUUUCAAUGAUAAGCUGUUGCUGUCUCAAUACAUUGAGAUUUCAAUGAGAUCGUGAAGCCAGAGGCAAUCCCAUAUCACUCCUGCGGGUAGCUAAACUUUAUCCGUGAAGAUUAGAAUGCUCACCCCCGCAGAGCUUUAUCGGAGCGCACCUCAAGAAUUUGAAAAUAGGAAAUCACUUCCCAACAGUCCUGACCUAAAAUCCUGAAAAUGCAGUGAAUCGAAUUUGGGAUGUUGUGUAUGCCAGAAUGUCCAAUAUGUCCACAACCAAGCAGUGCUGACUGAUAUUCAAGGAAAAAUGAGAAAGUACCAAGCUUUUGUAGCUGUCAACUAUAAAUCCACAAGGGGUAUAAUUCAUUUUUCGAACUAUUUCUGGACACUACAAUUAUUUUUUUUUUGUAGUUUAUGAGAGAUUUUGCUAAUCCUCAGCAACAUUUUUCUGGAAUAACUUUUAUUCUGGUAAAAAACAAAAAAAAUCUGGUAGCCCAAAUCAACUGCUGACUUUUUUGUAUACUUUAAGGUAAAGACUGCAAAGAUUUGGAUAUCGUUUUUAAUACUCACAAAUGUAAAAACCCUCAAAAUAUAUUCAAUAAAUGUGAAAGAAUAAAAAAAAAUCUUUCAGUGCUUUGUCCUGUUUGAGUUUUUUUUUUUUUUUUUUUUUAGAAAAAAUAAAUUAAAUUAAAAGAAAAAAAAUAAAUUUAAGUCUUUGGGAAGUCACGUUUAGUACAUUUUUGGCUCAGAGUCUGCCAGGCUUCAUGUGCUUUUCUGAAUAAAUGUGGUACUACUCUUCCACUUUCUCUUUAGGAAUUUUAGUUUCUUCAACUCUUCAGUGGUUCUUUAACAAAAUGUUAUUUUUACUCGUUUUAUGAAUUGCUGUGUUUUCUGGGGUGUUUGUGUUAUAAUUGGUUCCUCUCACCCCUCCCUGCUCCGCUCCUUCUGUCUGCCUCUGGGCGAGGAGCUUCAGCCUGGCGCGCGCGGCUCCUGCGCCCCGAUGCUUGUGCGUCUCAGCGCGCGCGUCAGCGCAGAUUAACACAUUCCAGCAGAAAGACACACAACGGAGACCAGGCGCACGUGUGUUUAUGUGUGAAAUAUUAGUGUGGAAAAACUAUCUCAAUCCUCACUGGAUGGAUCUGGCUGCCCAUUACGCACGCAGAGUCUGAUUUUUAGACAUAAUCUGCUAUGGAUUUAAACAUCUGAGGUCUAAUCUCACCACGGAUCACAGAGAAAGAGAGCAGAUAAACAGGAGGUUAAUAUGGACGCUGGAAACCUUAUUGAACGAGACUUGGAAGCCACCUUGAUGCCUUUAGCAGUGACCGGUGACUGGCUGGAAGACGACAACGAGACAAUCAGGAAUCAGUUUCAGCAACCUGACUGGCAGGUGGCUCUCUGGGCUGUAGCCUACUCCCUCAUCAUAAUAGUAUCCAUCACUGGGAAUGUCACAGUGAUCUGGAUUAUCCUGGCUCACAGGAGAAUGAGGACGGUUACUAAUUACUUCAUCGUCAAUCUGGCCUUUUCUGACGUUUCCAUGGCAACUUUUAACACUCUUUUCAACUUUGUCUAUGCGCUCCACAACGACUGGUACUUUGGGCUGGGUUACUGCAGAUUUCAGAACUUCUUCCCCAUCACUGCGAUGUUCUCAUCCAUUUACUCCAUGGCUGCUAUUGCAGUGGACAGAUACAUGGCCAUCAUACACCCCCUGAAGCCUCGCCUCUCCUCCACCUCCACAAAGGUGGUGAUUGCCCUGAUUUGGGUUUUUGCAUUCUCACUGGCGUUCCCGCAGUGUUACUACAGCGUCACCCGAUUUUACUACCCCAGAACAGUCUGCAUGGUGGAUUGGCCUGAUGAUUACGGAGGCACACAUCAACUGAGUUAUCAGUUUGCAGUGAUAUUGCUGGUCUACUUGUUCCCUCUGCUGGUGAUGCUGGUGACCUACAGUUUAGUCGGUCGAUCCCUGUGGGGAGGACACAUCCCAGGAGAGGCUUCAGACCACUAUCACAGCCAGAUUACAGCCAAAAGAAAGGUGGUGAAGAUGAUGGUGGUUGUGGUGGUGACUUUUGCUCUCUGCUGGCUGCCGUACCACGUCUACUUCAUUCUGGGAACUUUUAACAUAGACAUCUAUAAACAACAUUACAUUCAACAGGUGUACCUGGCGAUAUUCUGGUUGGCCAUGAGCUCAACUAUGUACAAUCCAAUAAUCUACUGCUGUUUGAACCAAAGGUUUCGUGCUGGUUUCCGCCAUGCCUUUGCUUGGUGUCCCUUCAUCAAAGUGUCAGAGGAGGACAAAAUGGAGCUGCAGCACACAAACACCUUCAGAGUCACCAUGACGCGCAGUCAUCGGAGCGAUACUCACCCGCGUGCAUCCAUUAAAACCAACAUAGACAAGGACAUUUGUUUACAGCGGAAAAAGCAAAAAUGCAGCACACAGAAUGCACAACUAGUAAAGAAGCUGAGCGAUAAAAUACCCACACAUGACAAACUAACGGAGCACAGCCUCUGACUGCGGAGCGGCGGCGUGAUGAGGGCAUGAAAGGGCGGGGAGGUCACCUCAGAAGCAGACUGAAGGAACCAACAACUAUCGUAUUGUUUACAAAAAAGAAACUAGGAUGAAUGUGUUUGAAGCACAUUUUAUAUUUCAAUUUGUUAAAAAAAAAUAAAAAA